This is a messenger RNA of Nanorana parkeri, 3020 nucleotides long. It is a transcript of the gene NTNG2, whose product is annotated as netrin G2. NCBI's taxonomy places the organism in Eukaryota, Metazoa, Chordata, Amphibia, Anura, Dicroglossidae. The record is from RefSeq and is a predicted model, not a curated record. The coding region runs from base 412 to 1986 and encodes 524 amino acids. The transcript is spliced from 7 exons.
CUUUUGUGCUUAACUCAAAAAUGAAAUAUGUCUUCCUCUGGAUUUGCAUCAAGAAUAAUGGACAAACUUUGCGAUUUCGAGUUGUACUUAGGAGUGGACAGCCAACGUGUUGAUCGUUACUGUGUAAAGCAAUAGAUGCUUCAAUGCAGACAAAAAGAGGAUUGGAAAUUUGGAAAAAUUCUAUGCAACACAUGGACUUUUCCACGAAAGUCUGAGUUCUCUGGAUCUUCGAUUGUACCAAGCACAAACCUUGUCUUUUAGAGGUGGAGCACCCUCAAAGUCUCUGCACACUUGUCAAUGAGGUGUUUCCAUGCUGAUCCUGACAGUAGCAGCUGAGUCCCCUGAAGAUUCCCCUUCAAGUCUCCUAGGCUUCUCCACUCCUGGAGGACGCUGUCGCCCCUGCCAGUUACCAUGCUGCCCUUGUUUGCCCUCCUUGUACACUACCUGCCUCUGGCGCUGGGACAUUAUGACAUCUGUAAAUCCUGGGUGACGUCUGAUGACGGCCCAUCAUGGGAACAUUAUGCCUGCCAACCAAAGCCGAUGGUUAUGAAAGAGUAUGCCAUAAUUAGGGUGGACCCUCCUGGAAUUACAUGUGGGGAUCCAGCAGAGUAUUUUUGCACCCAUGAGAACCCGUACCUCUGCAGUGAUGAGUGUGAUGCCUCCACGCCUGACCUGGCCCACCCGCCUAGUCUCAUGGUGGACAAAGACGAAGAAGACCUAGCCACUUAUUGGCAAAGCGUCACAUGGAAAAGAUACCCAGAGCCGCUGGUAGCUAACAUUACGUUAUCUUGGAACAAGACUAUUGAGUUAUCAGAUGACAUUGUUGUCACCUUUGAGUAUGGACGGCCCACUGCCAUGAUGCUGGAGAAAUCAUUAGACUAUGGCAGAACUUGGCACCCUUACCAAUACUACGCUGAUGAUUGUAUUGAAGCAUUUGGCAUGACCCCCAAGAAGGUGGUGAAUCUCAUAGCAAGUAAUGUCACCCGCGUGCUGUGCACAGAGGACUACUCCCGCUGGGCGGGCUCCAAGAAAGAGAAAAAUGUGCUCUUUGAGGUUCGAGAACGUUUUGCCAUUUUUGCUGGCCCAGAUCUUCGAAAGAUGGAGAACUUGUACACUCGGAUGGAGAGCGCCAAAGGUUUAAAGGACUUUUUCACUCUCACCGACCUGCGGCUACGCUUGUUGCGUCCGGCGCUCGGUGGGACGUACGUGCAGAGAGAUAAUCUGAGAAAGUAUUUCUAUGCCAUUUCUAAUAUAGAGGUCACAGCCAGGUGUAAAUGUAACUUACAUGCCAAUGCGUGUAAUUUUCGUGAGGGGGCCUUGCAGUGUGAGUGUGAGCAUAACACCACCGGACAGGACUGCGGCAGGUGCAAGAAGAGUUUUCGCAACCGCUCAUGGCGUUCCGGCUCUUACACCCCAAUACCUCAUGGAUCUCCCAAUGCUUGUGCAGCAUCAGGUUCCGCUCUCGGCAACUGUGAAUGCUAUGGUCACUCCAGCCGCUGCAGUUUCAUCGACUUCCUGAAUGUGGUGACUUGUGUCAGCUGCAAGCACAAUACCCGAGGACAGCAUUGCCAGCACUGUCGGCUGGGCUUCUACCGUAAUGUGACUGCCGAGCUGGACGACGAGAAUGUCUGCAUACAAUGUAACUGUAACCAGCACGGAUCGGAACAUGAACGCUGCAAUGAAACUGGUGAUUGUGUGUGCCGGCCUGGAGCCACCGGAACCAAAUGUGAUGAGUGUUUGCCCGACUACCACUGGAGGCAAGGCUGCCAUCCCAAUGUUUGUGAUGAAGAACUGCUCAUAUGCCAGAAUGGCGGUACCUGCCACCAAGGCCAGCGAUGCAUCUGCCCCAGUGGCUUUAAAGGGGCCCUAUGCCAGGAUGUCAAAUGUGACUCGACCCACAGGAACUGUGACUCUGCCUCCAGCACCAUGGUCAUCUCAGUUCUGCUCCUCCUCUGUACAAUCUUACUUAGCUUGGAAGGCAUUUAAAGCCCAUGAAUAUUAUUGGCUGAACACACUGCAGGAGGUGUCUACAUGUCAUGUUACUCCCCUGUUAGGAAGAACCAAAAAAAAGUGUGGGGGGGGGGAGGUAAUGAUGGUAACUCAACUUCUGCAGUGCCUUAUCGCCUUGUGACGUGGGACUUACAAAGAAAAAGCCCAUGGCAUUCGUACAAUGUGGAGAUUAUUACUGCUGCAGCCCUCAGGUGGAAGAAGAUUCGUAGUGUGGCCCAUAUAACCUUGAAGGGACACCGUUAGUUGCAAUACCUACCUGCACUUGGCACCAGCUGAGUGUUGAUUCAAAACAAAAUGGAUGUCACCUGAAGCUCCCCUCCUUUAAAUCAGGGCGGAGACUUAGAAAGGUGACAGAUCUCGCAAAGAGGGAAGGUCGACUCUAGAGAGGCCCUUUCCUGAUACGAUGCAGAAAAUGGACCCUGUGCCAAAAACAGUAAAUAUACAAGUACAGAGAUGGUUAGACAAGAUUACCGCACUGGAAUCUGUUACCUUUGCGGAAGGAAGCAUCUGAAUCAUAAUUAUUUGGCUUUGACUGUUUGCUGUUUCUUUUUGUGAUGAGAAUUUCUGCCGAAACUUACCCAGUGUUUUGGGGGGGGCAGGGGUUAGAGAGAGUUGGAGCCAAUUUCUUAUUGUGCAAUCCCACUUAUUGACCCUCAAACAAAUGUUAUUUUUGAAAAAAAGAAUAUACAUACAGUUUUAUGUUUUACUUUUACAUUUUAGUGUAAGAUCUAUUCAUGUUCACUGUGACACGCAAUUACUCUAUCUUUGUGCAGGAGAGAAUGGUUUGGGUGGGCGGGGGUUGAAGAGUUACAGGCACCUCUUUUAGGGUUACGGGUUCAAUGGGACUGCUCCUUUCAAGUGAAGCAGUUCAAAUAGAAAAACAAGAAUAUAUUUAAAAAAAAGAAUAAUCGCAGGGCAGAGUAUGAUAAAAGAAACAGAUUCUAUUGAUAUAUUGUAUAUCCAUUUUCUUUUUGUAGAAGAUUAUUUUUGUUUCGAUGUUAUAUUAAAAA